Messenger RNA from Homalodisca vitripennis (glassy-winged sharpshooter), 2999 nucleotides. Its product is annotated as UV-stimulated scaffold protein A-like. Gene Ontology annotation, molecular function: RNA polymerase II complex binding. Gene Ontology annotation, cellular component: chromosome. The coding region runs from base 94 to 2073 and encodes 659 amino acids. The transcript has 12 exons. The record is from RefSeq and is a predicted model, not a curated record. Gene Ontology annotation, biological process: transcription-coupled nucleotide-excision repair; response to UV. Lineage: Eukaryota; Metazoa; Arthropoda; Insecta; Hemiptera; Cicadellidae.
UCCCUGUUCUUUUGUUGUUGUUCCUGUUGUCAGUAGUCAUAUGUAAGGUUAUGUGAGAUAAUAAAGUUUAUUUAUGUUUUUGUUAGUUUUAGAAUGUCAUCUAAUAUAAAAAAAAUUAAGGGUUUAAACAAUAAGAAAUCUGUUAUUAAAAUCUACGACGAUAAAUUAAGUCAGGAACUGGCAGAUAUAAUACAAGAGAUUACUCAUACUGGAGAGAAAACAUUACCACCUACUGAUUUGAAGAAACUUAAAACUAUUUGCAAGCAAUCAGACAAAUAUGUAAAAGAAGCUUAUGAUCUCCUAACCAAACACUUAGAAGAGAAGCAUGCAGAGGUCCGACUAAGCGCCUUUCAAAUAUGUGAUGAAAUAUUCAGACGGUCUCAUUGUUUCCGAGAUCAACUCAUCCUUAAUUUGGAGACAGUAGUGAAACUAACAGCUGGGAAGGACUUGCCACCUCCUGUUCAUGUGGCUCAACAGCUGAAGCGUUUUGCUCUCACUACUAUUCAUGAAUGGAACACAAUAUAUGGAAAGCAAUACAAGAAACUAGCUAUUGGAUUCAACUAUCUACGUCAAGUUGAAAAGAUUGAUUUCACUGCUUUGAACUUAUUGGACACAGCUACCAGUGCAAAACAGCAAGAACUCAAAAGGCGGCAAGAAGCUAUCAAUAGGGAAAGAAUAAAAAAGGUGUUAGUAGAAUUUAAAGAGAAGGAGGCAGAUAUAAUAGCAACACUUACUUCAUUGUCGAACUCCAUCAACCUAUUACUACCUCACCCGGAUGAUUUCUUUAUCACGGAUAAUGAUGACCGAAAUGAUGCUGAGCCUCUGCCAACCACAUCACAUGGUGAGAGCCAGACUGGAGGCGGUGACUCUGAUGACAAUUCGCAAGAUGUGAGCUUUCGGGAAGUUGGAAUGAUCAACACUAAACAUUCUAUACAGCUACACCUCAUGCCUUGUUCAGAAGCAUGUGUGGUUGAGACUCCUGAAAAUGCUAUAAUAAUAGAAAAUGCUCAAGAAUAUGCAAGGCUGAUUAGCACCAAAUACCUGCCAUCAGUAAAAGCCUGGUUGGAGGUGCUCUCCAAAUCACCAGAAGAAGGAGAGGAUCAGAGAAGAUUGAUUGAAUUGAGAGGGGAGCUGGAAGAUGUGAUGUUUAAAUAUGGACGGAUGACAUUCAAAUAUGCAGACUACGUGUCAUCAGACUCGGAGCUUGAGGAAGUUCCCGAUGUCCAAACGGAUAAAUUGACCACAGUAUUUAACAUUGAGGAUCCCUCCACAUGGAGUAUUGUUUCCAAGGAAGAAGCAGUUGGAGAUCCCACUUCUCUACAGACCAGGUUAGCUAGUGCCAAGAAGUCUGAGAAUGAUCCUGGACCAUCCACAUCCACUGGAAGCCAGUCCGUGUCAGAUCGUAAGCAAAAGUUGUUGGCUUUGGCUCCCAAACUGCCGUUUGACGUGGAUCUCUAUCACUGGGAAGAUGAUAAAUUGCCUGUUCCAACUAUGAUUCCAAAUAGUACCGAAGGACACAGAUUCUGGCUGGGGUCAGAAAGUUGCAUGGAUGAACUACCAGUGCCUGAAGGCUCUGCUGCACUCCGAACCAGAGUGAUAGAGUUUACUGGCAACUUCUCACCAGUCUCUCAUAGCUGCAGGGUGCGUUUGCCUAGUGGCAAAUUGUGCCCUCGUCGUGACAGGCUUAAGUGCCCAUUUCAUGGUGAAAUUGUUCCUCGGGAUGAAAAUGGUGUAUGUAUUGAUCCAAAAGAUGCAAUGAGAAUACAAAAACUUCAAGAAAAACGACAGCAAGAGAAACCUGAUUGGCAAGAUCCAAAACUGUUGGCAGAAAUUAAGAGAACUACAGGGAUAGAUUUGAAAAUGCCUGAAAAGGGUAAAAGAAAAAAGAGAAAAAAAGAGUAUCCUGGGCUAACAGAUUUGAAAAAAAUUGAAAAUACGGUGACAAAAAGAUUGGAAAGUAAGAUUUUCAAAAAAUCUGUGAUGAGAAAAGUUUCUUCUGCAAUGGAUAGAAUAGAUCAACGGAAAUUUCAAGACAAGUAUGGAGACCAGUUUCAAUAUUUUUAUAACUCAUAGUGUUGUGCAAGAUUUUAUUUGGCUUGCCAUGAUGGAUAAAUUAUCCUGACAAACUGCUAAGCAAUGAUGGUAGCAUGAAAAAUAGUUCCAUGUUUUCAAAUUUAGUGUUUUCAUUUGGUAUUAGUGUGGAAAAGUGUUAAUAUAUGUAAUUAUAUUUAUUUAUAUUAAUUGAACUUGCUAAUAAUCUAAUUAAUUUAUUAUAUUAGUAUUAUAAUAAACAAUAUGGUUUUGUUUUUUAUUAUGCUUUUGCAUACAAGCAAAACUUAUAAGCAGAACUAUCGUUGAUGUUUUCAACUCCUCUAUGAUGUUUUCAUAAUAUUUUAAUGUUUUAUUUUGAAUUGUAUUUUCAGUUUACUAAAAAGCAUGAUUAGUAAUAAUAAAAAAAGAAAAUGAAUAAGACCUGAACUGGAAAAGACAAAGAGGAAAUUAUAAGUUUGUAAAUUACAAGUCAAAAUCUGCGAUUGACAUAGGACAGAGCAAUGAAAACAAUUACUGAAAUAUACAGAGUGAGAGCUUAUAAUAAAACCUGUAUGCUACAAAAAAAACCUUUAUUCAAAAUAAAAUUAGAAAAUAAUUAACAAUGAAAUAAAAAAUUCCAAAAUCUCUGACAAAGAAUUAACUCAUAAAGGAGAGUUAGUUGUUUUACAGAAAAUCAAAGACUACGGGUGAAUUUUUUUUCUUGAAUAUUUUAUAAAUUUAGUAAGCAAAAUUCUAAUUUCAAAUUCACCAAUUAGUAAUUGUAUAUUAUCACAUGAAACCAAUAGCACGAUAUAGCAUGAUAGCAUUGAUAGCAUGAUAUAUCAAAUCUGGGGACAAAGAAAAUUACAUAUUCAUUUCCUAAUAAUACUCAGCUGGACAUGAUGAAAUCCCAAUGCCAGUUAUUAAAUAAUCUGUAAGUUACCUUAUUAAAUCAUUAACACAUGUCA